Sitodiplosis mosellana (orange wheat blossom midge) is the source of this 1579-nucleotide messenger RNA. It is a transcript of the gene BBS8, whose product is annotated as tetratricopeptide repeat protein 8. NCBI's taxonomy places the organism in Eukaryota, Metazoa, Arthropoda, Insecta, Diptera, Cecidomyiidae. Gene Ontology annotation, cellular component: non-motile cilium; ciliary basal body; BBSome. Gene Ontology annotation, biological process: non-motile cilium assembly. The coding region runs from base 1 to 1437 and encodes 478 amino acids. The record is from RefSeq and is a predicted model, not a curated record. The transcript has 7 exons. Gene Ontology annotation, molecular function: protein binding.
AUGGAUCAAUUCUAUCUCGCAAUUUCAUUGUUUCGUCGCAAAAAGUUCGAAGAGUGUAUAAAUGUGUGCAAUGAAUUGUUGCAAAAGAAUCCACAGCAGAACGGACCAUGGGAAUUAAAGAUGCGGGCAAUGAUUCAGCGAGUUUACGUGGAUGAUAUCGAAGCUGAUGAUGGUGUACCAGAAAGUGACGAUUUGGAUAUGAAUCGAUUGGCAACGGCACCACGACCUGGCACAACACUGCGGCCAGAAGCGGGUGCGAAAAAUCCACAGCAAUUGUUAGUGAACAGCCGGCCAAGGACAUUAAGGUGUUUCUUUCUUAAUUACACAUUACACAUUAUUCACACAUUAAGUGGACGGCCGUUGACGGGAAUGUCUCGACCAGGAACAAUGACACAACGACCGGGCACUUCGAUGAAAAGUCGAACGGCUCUUCGAACCGGUGGAUCACGAAUCGAUUCGGCUCGAAAUAUUCGAUUGGGUUCAGCGACAAUGUUUGCUUUGGGCGAUCCAGCGGGACCUCUAUUUCAAGCGUCUCGAUUGAAUCCGGCGAAUUUCAUCAAUAAACCUCUUGCCAAACCUCUCUUUCAAUUUCUCUACUACCACGACGGUGAUGUUCGCAAAGCAUUAGAUCUCUGCAAAACGAUAGUCGAUCGACGACAAGGUGAUGUAUCUUGGUGGUGGUAUACACAAAUCGGCCGUUGCUAUAUUGCGCUCGGUAAUCCUCGCAGUGCUGAACGAUUUUUACGCGACUCACUGCAAAAAUUCGCCCAUAUUGAUACGGCCUUAUUGUUGGCGCGUGUUUAUGUGAAAAUUGAUCAGCCGCUGGCGGCAAUAGACAUCCUUGAGAAUUCGUUGAAAAAAUUUCCGGAUGAAAUUUCGCUUAUGACACAUCAAGCGCGCAUACUCGAACUGAUGGGCAAUCUGCAGACAUCGGUGCGUAUGCAUCGGCACAUUGCACAACUGGAGCCAAUUAACAGUGAAGUGCUCGCCUGCAUUGCCGUCCAUCAUUUCUAUGGCAAUCAGCCCGAAAUGGCACUUCUCUACUAUAGACGUGUCUUAAGCAUGGGAGUGCACAGCUGCGAAUUAUUUUGUAAUCUCGGUCUGUGCUGUCUGUAUGGAGGUCAAUUAGAUUUGGUGUUUCCGUGCUUUCAACGUGCCAUUCGCUUAGCCACAACGCCCGAACAACGUGCUGACGUAUGGUACAAUUUGAGCUUCGUCGCUUUGACGAGUGGCGAUUUGAAUUUGGCACGUCGAUGUUUACGUUUGUGUCUGAGUUCGGAUGGUUCACAUGGAGCAGCGCUCAACAAUUUGGCAGUGAUAUCCACACAAUUGGGGCAAUUCAGUAAAGCAAAAUCCUAUCUAACCGCCGCCCGAGCAGUGCUAUCAAACAGCGAAGAGGUGGAGGCAAAUAUCAAAUUAAUUUCAAAAUAUGCAUAAUGGACUUGUGGGAUGAAUUUUCAUUUUAUUCAAAAUUUAUUACCAAUUUUCAAAUAGAUUUUUAUGUUUAUUCUGUGUAAAUUCCGAGACGAAUGAAAGAAAAAGACAUGUUGUUGACUGCAUUUGCAGUUGUUACAAGAGU